AGUCACAAUGGCUCUGCGAGGUCCAUGGGCCUACUCAGGAGUCAUUUUUACAGUACCUGACUGUGUCAUUGGAAUGCGUACACUUGGUGGUUGGCAGAAUCUCCACAUUGGUUCUCAGGCUUGUGGAGUAAGUGAUAUGGUGGGAGGAGGCCAGGUUUGCAAAAUGCCUGAAAAUCUACGUCAGCUCUCAUGAGACUAUAUGAGGCAGCUCCAGCAUCCUCUGGACAUGGCCUUCUGGACCUUCCAGAAAUCAUCACAUUGUUCCAUCAUGUUGAUGACAUCUUGUUAAUCAAGCAGGAUGAGAUAGGAUUGGUGAGACAAAUGUGCUCCAGAGGGUGGGAGAUGAACCCUAUGAAGAUUCAAGGCCCUCCACAUCACUGAUGUUUCUAGAGGGCCCGUGGUCUGGUUCAUGCCAGGACAUCCAGUCUGGAGGCUGAGAAGUCCAGAUCAAGUGCCAGCAGAUUCUGUGGCUGGUGAGGACCUGCUUCCUGGUUUACAGAUGGUUGUCCUCUUGGAUUCUCAUACGACAGAAAGAAAGCUACCUAGCUCUCUGGCCUCUUCUUCCAAAGAAAUGAGGCAAAGGGCUAAGAAGGUCACAGAUGUGGAUGAAAUACGGAGGUGAGGAGUCUGGGUCUGGAAGCGUCCCUGUCUCUUCUUUCUGCUGCAGCUUGCUCCCAGCCACCCUCAACCCAAGUACCCUGCUCGGUUACUGGUGAUGCUUCAGAACCCGCAGAUCCUAUUGGAUGCUGGGUGCAGGGCCACUGCUGAGAUCCAAGACCACAGGGUGGUUCUUUCCUACUCACAGCGGGUGACAGGAGCCGCAAGAGGCCUGAAGGGACACGGACAGGGCCCACCACUUCCAAGUCCAUCAGGCACUCUGCUUGCUGCACACCCAUCUUGUGGGUUUGCAAAGUGUGUUCACCCCACAGAAGACAUUUAAAUGAUAAUUUCCCCAAGUUUACCCCUACGUAAGCAGAGCUCCAAAUAGAAGACUGUGAUUUAUGUUAAGUUCUGUGAAUUACUGGAUUGGGUCUUGGAUCACAUGAGCCUAUACGGGCACUUCUAUAAACCCAAGUGCUCCAGGACUGAAAGUCCUGCAGGAACAUGGGAUCAUUUGACAUGUAUCUGUGGUGAAUGUACCGUAAAUGGUCACUAAGAACAGAGCAAAAGAGAUGAUAACUUAGCAUUUUAAUGGGAUUUUCACUGUGAAAAAAUUGGGAGCACCUUUAAUAAAAUGCUCUCUUGAGAAUGGGUUUUGCGGGUCUGUCCUGAGAGUUCGGGAGAGGGCACUAAUUCCUUUGGAACGUGAGGAAGAUCAGAGUAGUUGAGGAAACUCCCCAGGGCACACAGCCUGUGCCCUCCCUUUUUGUUGGGACCCAAACCUCCAGACCCAGGGAGGAAGCAGCAGCAUGGAUAUGUAGGAAGUGUCCAGCCAUCAAGGUGGGGAAACAGAGUCACCCGGGGUGAGAGCCAAUGUGUACUGUCCUACAGGGAAGGGGGACUCAGCACUUGACUGUUGGCCUGGGAUGGUCCCAAGUACUGGACUUGGUCUGCAGGUUCUGGAACAGGAUAGGAAGAGCCCUAGAGAGCUCAGGACCCAGGGGCAUAAGGUCCUUUGUAAAGAACAUUUCAUAAACAGGAGGGUGGAUGGAUUCGCUGAUGGGGAUGUCUUUGAUCAGAAAGUAUUCUUUGUUUACUGACUCUGCCCUAGCAAAAGUGAAAGAAAAAGCAAAAGUGAAAGAAAAUUCAUGAGAUCAUAGGAGAACAAAGGGCAGAGGCAGGGGCUUUCCAACCGAGCUUGUACAUAAGUGGACACAAGUCCCCUUCCUUCCUCAGCCUCCUGCUUCUGUUCCCUGCAUCACACACAUGGCAUCCAGUACUUCCUGCCUCCAUGUGACAGUCCAUUCUGAGGAAGGCACAUCAACGACCUUCACUGUUAAUGAGAGGGACAGAGUGAAGAAGGUCAGUGAACAUGUCUGGGCUAAGACCAAGGUUGCCGUGCAGUACCAGGUACUUCUGCUGGGCUCCAAGACUCUAAAUACCCAGAGGAAACUGUCAUCAUCUGGCAUGGACAAGGAGAUGACCAUCCACCUCACUCUGAAGGUGGUGAAACCCAGUGAUGAGGAGUUGCCCUUGGUUCUGGUGGAGUCAGAUGAUGGGGAGAGGCACCUCUUCCAGGUGCAAAAGUCCAGCUCAUUGGCCCAGGUAAUGAUAAUAGAGACUAAGACUGCUAUAAUGCCUAAGAAACAGAUUGUGACUUGCAAUGGCAAGAGGCUGGAAGAUGGGAGGAUCAUGGCGGAUUAUGGCAUCAGAAGGGGCAACAAACUCUUCUUGACAGCCCACCACAUUGGGGGUGGGCCCGCCAGGGAUGGCUCAUGUAAGGAGCAGAAGAGCUUACUGCUAGCUCUUAUUCCAUCCACAUCCUGUGAUGAUUUCCCCAAAGGAACGAGGAAGAUAAAUAGCAAAGUUUAGGGGUGAAGUGGGGAGGGAGACCGCACAAUACUUUCUAACUCCAUGAUUCUUUGAUCUUACAUAAUUGACCAGGUGUAUAUUGUGUAUAUUACUAGAAAUGGAAAAUAACGUUUUAGGUAUAGUAGAGAUGGCAUCAAAGCCAGCUUGCAAUGUAAUCCUUUCCUGGUUCCCUCUGAUUAAUAGAAAAAUUCCUAGUUCUUCUGUCCAACAAGAUAGUAAGUUUUACAUUAGGAUCCAUGCUCCCCUAAUUUCUGUUUCCACCAAUAUAUUAAUAUCACUCAAUAUGUCGAACCAAAUUGAAUUUCUACUUACAGAGGACAAUGAGAUGAUUUAUCAUGAGGUGAAUUAAUUCCUCUGAUAUGAUUACAGUCUAAUUAAUAAAGAACUUAGAAAUUCAA
Messenger RNA from Canis lupus familiaris (dog), 2870 nucleotides. RefSeq names its product ubiquitin D (gene UBD). Gene Ontology annotation, biological process: response to type II interferon; protein ubiquitination; response to tumor necrosis factor. Gene Ontology annotation, cellular component: nucleus. NCBI's taxonomy places the organism in Eukaryota, Metazoa, Chordata, Mammalia, Carnivora, Canidae. The record is from RefSeq and is a predicted model, not a curated record. Gene Ontology annotation, molecular function: proteasome binding; protein binding.